Messenger RNA from Oncorhynchus gorbuscha (pink salmon), 4252 nucleotides. It is a transcript of the gene rnf103, whose product is annotated as ring finger protein 103. The transcript has 4 exons. The record is from RefSeq and is a predicted model, not a curated record. NCBI's taxonomy places the organism in Eukaryota, Metazoa, Chordata, Actinopteri, Salmoniformes, Salmonidae. Gene Ontology annotation, cellular component: endoplasmic reticulum. Gene Ontology annotation, biological process: protein ubiquitination. The coding region runs from base 554 to 2566 and encodes 670 amino acids. Gene Ontology annotation, molecular function: ubiquitin-protein transferase activity.
CAGCGUCACUUUGUUAUGUACACCAGCUGAUCUGGCCGUAAAGACGACGAUCGUCAGGACUACAGCGAUCACCAGACUGCAUCAUAAUCUAUCAGAUGGUUUUGCGAAAUGAGCUAACGAGUGGGGGACUUUAUUUAUCCUUCCGGUGACAUUGCUUUUCUCGUGAUUAUUUUGCUGUGCUGUCAGGGCCGAAAAUACCUGGCUAGCUAAGGAAAUUCUCACGUCUAAUUUGCUAGCGUUCAAGAUGCAUGUAACUAGCUACCGAAACUAUUUGUGAAAAUGGUGGACACCGAGAACGAAUAGUUUGCCCUAAGGGCAUCGGGUAGUGUAUUUGCCUAAAAUCGGCCUUGUUUUGAGCGUCUGUACCCUGAUACAUAUAGCUAACUAGAUAAGCCUUGAAGUUGUCCUAACUGUUUACUGUAACAUAAGUUGCAGUGAGUGACAACUGCUACAUCGAGUAGGCUAAACAAAACCUGGAGACACCAAUGAAAAGAUACGGGUUCUGACCCUGCUAUUUACACCAGUAACGACAGUAACCCUCUUACAGUGUAAGAUGUGGUUAAAACUAUUUUUUAUCCUACUGUAUUUUAUGGUGUUAUUCGUUUUAGCCAGAUUUUUUGAAGCAGUUGUCUGGUAUGAAACUGGUCUUUUUGCCACCCAGUUGGUUGAUCCUGUAACCCUGAGUUUCAAUAAGUUAAAGACCAUUCUAGAAUGUCGAGGACUGGGAUACUCUGGGCUUGCAGAGAAGAGGGAUGUCAGAGAACUAGUUGAAAAGUCAGGUGACCUGAUGCAAGGGGAGUUGUACUCUGCCAUCAAAAAUGAAAAGGAGCAAGCUGAGUCCCAGUCUGAGUCCAGCACUACCUUCAGUGGGGAGAUGCACUUUUAUGAGCUGGUGGAGGACACCAAAGAUGGCAUUUGGUUGGUCCAGGUAAUUGCCCAAGACAGAGAUGCUCUUUUGAGCAAAGCCAACUGGGGUAAAAUGGUCCAAAAGGUUUCUCAGUUUGGCAUUCGCACUGGUACUUUUAACUGCUCCAGUGACUCAAGGUAUUGUCGUAAACGGGGUUGGAUGAAAUCCACACUUAUAAUGUCUGUGCCUCAGACUUAUGCUUCAAAAGGAAAGGUUAUGCUGAAAGAGUACAAUGGCAGACGCAUUGAGACAGAGCACAUCUUCAAGUGGAUGACGGCACACGUAGCGUCCCGUAUAAAAACCAUCCGCAUGUCUCAGCAGCUUGUUGAAGAGUGGCACCCCAGUGAGAAGCACCCAGUAAAGAUGUUCCUAUUUGCCAAGCUGGCACAACCUCCAGCCUUUUUUUCAGCACUCAGUGUCAAGUUCACAGGUCGGAUUGAGUUCAUCUUUGUAGAUGUGCAGAGCUGGGACAAUAUAACCUCCUUGGAAGAGAUAGGUGUGCAACAGUUGCCAUCGUACAUCCUGAAAAUGCCGGAGGGCAUCUACAGAUAUGGGAACAGCAUUGGAGAGUUCAUCUCCCUACAGGCCAUGGACACUUUCCUCCGUUCUGUUCAGCCAGAGGUCAAUGACCUGUUUGUGUUGAGUCUAGUGAUGGUCAACCUCAUGGCCUGGUUGGACCUGUUCAUAACACAGGGCGCCACCAUCAAGCGCUUCGUGGUUCUCAUCAGUACGCUGGGGACCUACAACUCCCUGCUCAUCAUCUCCUGGCUGCCUAUCCUGGGGUUCCUACAGUUGCCAUAUCUGGAGGGCUUCUACGACUACAGCCUCAAGCUGUUGCGUUAUGCAGACACCACCACCAUCGCCUCCUGGGUGAGGACCGACUGGACCUUCUACUCCUCCCACCCUGCCCUGUUCCUCAGCACCUACCUGGCACACGGGCUUCUCAUCGACUACUUUGAGAAGAAGAGGAGAUGCAACAAUGAAGAAGAGAACCCCAAUAACUUGGAGUGGCUGUCCAGCCUCUGGGAUUGGUACACCAGCUACUUGGUCCAUCCCAUAACCUCAUUUCAUAACUUCCCCAAUGAGUCUGACUGGGAUGAUGACCCCAAUUUCCUUCUGGAGAGGUUGGCCUUUCCCGAUCUCUGGCUUCACCCGCUUAUCCCCAUUGACUACAUCAACAACCUGCCCACCUGGAGGUUCAAGUGCACACAGGUCUGUGGGCCAAACUCUGAAGAGAACAGCGGCAGAGAUCUGGACAGCAACAUACAAAACACUACAGGAAGACAGACCCAAGGCUUAAACAGUGAGCAUGAAGAACAUGGCUGUGGUAAAGAGAGAGCUUGUGCCGCUGAUUCAUGUUGUCAUUCUGAAAAUGGAGGGGAUGUACCAUGCAUGAAAAGGGAAGCACAAGAGCAACAAGCGGAUUGGUCCCAAUGGCCCAGUGACAUGAUACACUGCACAGAGUGUGUUGUGUGUCUGGAGAACUUUGAGACUGAUUGCAUUGUCAUGGGACUGCCCUGUGCCCACGUGUUCCACCAGCAGUGCAUUGUGGUCUGGCUGGCAGGUGGACAGCACUGUUGCCCGGUGUGCAGGGGGCCAUCCUACAAGAGGAAGCCAGUUAGAUCAUCUGGUCUGGACCUACUGGAGCAGCAGGAAUAGCAGAAUGUUUCUGUCUGCCAACCUGCCUCCUGUCCUGCACUUAACUUAUAGAAAUACUUGAUGUGUCCAUCGUCAGUCCUUGGAUCCUUGUAGUUGGUUUUCAUUAAACAUUUUGGUAGUGUAAACCAAACCUACACACAAUAGGGUAUAUCUGUUGCAAGGGGAAAUUUAUUUCUAAUACUACUAGUCUCAAUAAUAAUAGCUUAAAUAAUAGAUUAAAUCUGGCUUUUGUUCAGAUAGUUUAAAUGCAUUUUUGAUCAUCUAUGUCAUGAAGAGACCUUAAUGCCCUAUCUUGAUGUUUUGCCCCACCCCAAAAAGUCAUUUGGAGAAACAAAAGUUUCAGAACUGUUAUGAACAAGGAAAUCACCAGGAAACCAAGUAGGAUACAUUUUGUCCUCUCUUUGCACAAUCUUGUCUAUCAACAUGGUCUACUUUAUUCAUGAUCAGUAUCAAUCUGAUGUUGAGUUGCUCUACUACCUAAGAAUUCUAUAUAUGGGCCUUGAAGCCAAUCAUUCCCAGAUGUAUUUAGAAAGUUAUAUUUCAGGCAUGUGAUUUGGUUUUUAAGGUUAAUUGUAUCAGUGCAUUCUCUUACCCUGCAGCACGAAAAAGUUUUUUGUUCAUAAUGGAAUGACUCUUGAAGCGAUGUGCUAUGCAGCUCUGCUGACUCCGUUUUCAUGUAUCGUUGGAGCAUGUCAAUGCCUCUUGUCUGUGUUUUUUAACAGAUUAACAUCAUGUAGGUAGGGGACCCCAACAAGUCUAUUCACUUGUUCUUGUCAUCUGUGUUGUUGGAGUUUGAAAAGAGAAUUGGAAGUGUUGACAUGUAACAUGUUACUCAUUAAAAUAAACAACAAAUGUUCAUGUGGAAUUUCUUGUCGGUUGGUAUUUGCUGGAUUUCCCAUUCCUGAACCCAGAAACCAGGUACCGGUUGUACAGUUUAAGUAACUACAGUUAUCUCCCAGCAAACAUUUGUUAAGACCACACGUUUGCCAUUUCGGUUCAGCCUAUGACAAAAUGUUCCUUGGUAAACGGAUGUCCAACUCUGACUUCGCCCCAUUGAAGUAAAAUGGUUAGAUUUUACGGUAGGGAUGUCCUUAGGAUACUGGACAGCACUAACCAUGACAAAAUAACCGAAGAUUAUCUAUUAUAUUGACAAGAUGGUUGAAUGACCACUCUAACAAUGGAAAUGCAUGUCCUUGAUUAUUGAAUGCAGGCAAGAUCAGGUUGGACACGAGUGUUGCAGCGGUCUAAGGCACUGCAUUACAGUGCUAGAGGUGUCAAUACAGACCGUGGUUCGAUCCCGGGCUGUAUCACAACCCGGCUGUGAUCGGGAGUCCCAUAGGGCGGCCCACAAUUGGCCCAGCGUCGUCCUGGUUAGGGUUUGGCCGGUGUAUGCUGUUAUUGUAAAUAAUAAUUUGUUCUUAACCGACUUGCCUAGUUAAAUAAAACAUUCAAAAAACUAUGAGUGGCUAAACACGUUACGCUGCAGUAAAAUUAUCUUGCGAAAGUUUCUGUACAUGAGAGAUUAAUGAGUGGGCAGAUGCGCGUGUGAACAACAGCUACGACGAAGUCGUUUUCCCCAAAGCUGCCAGUGUUGUGCCAAAUCUCCCUAAUGUCUAAUGUCUGCAGUUUUCGGUUUGGCUAUUUGUUUGAAAUGUAUUAGUCUGUAAAUAAAUCUCUGCCAAAAUU